Molecule: messenger RNA, 3488 nt
Organism: Dinoponera quadriceps
Lineage: Eukaryota; Metazoa; Arthropoda; Insecta; Hymenoptera; Formicidae
Gene: KCNQ
Product: potassium voltage-gated channel subfamily KQT member 1
Exons: 14
Coding region: 677-3121 (814 amino acids)
Biological process (GO): transmembrane transport; potassium ion transport
Cellular component (GO): voltage-gated potassium channel complex; membrane
Molecular function (GO): voltage-gated potassium channel activity
Source: RefSeq, a predicted model, not a curated record
UUGAGCGGGACUGAUGAGACGAGCGUAGGCGACGAGUUUGAGGGUUGCGAGAAGGACGAGGAUAGUGAGCGAUGGGACACGAGCUCUCGUGACAUCCUCGUCGACUCUUGAAUCCUGCAGACGGGGAAUUAACGAGACCCGUGAUCGUCAAAGGGACGGCGAAACUCCGAGGACGAACAUCCGACGUGAUCCCACUGAUCUCUAGGACUCCCCCCCCUCCCGACUCGUGACGCUCGAGAUAUCGAGAAUUCGUUAGUCGAGCCCUGAAGACACAAAAAAAAAAGAAAAGGAAUCAACGAUGUGCAACGUGGAGGGCUGCGUCUCACCUGACGCAUCGCGCUACAUUUCGAACGCGACCGGCGGCGGUUCCGACGACGGCCAGGCCGGGUAAUUCUACUCCGGUGGAUUUACAUCGGCGAAGAAGCGAAGCUGAUCCACCGGCGACCUGAGAUUCCAACGAGGAGCCGAGCCGGUUCAGGAUAAUCCCUACCAUUGUCGCGGUAAAGUCGUGUGAUUGUGCGAGCCCGGGCUUGCCGAUGAACGUUCGUUGGCGGUGAACGCAGAUCCCGAAGGUGGAUUCGAUCGUCGGCGAGACCAUGGACAAAUCGCGCGCUCGGGCGGUCGUCCGGCAGACAGAGAGGCGCUCAUCGAUCGCGACGGGAAAGAUCGAGCCGGGAUGCUGCACGCUGUUAUGCUAGGUAGCGGUCCAGGACGGGGGAGACGCGAGUGGUAUCCGGGAUUCUAUCUCCAUAGUCGUCGUCUUGGCUGCAGGAUGAAUCGCGGCGAGCAGGAGAACCUCUUCCGGCAGAGCCGGCAGAUCAUCGUACCUUCCCGCGAGGACCUCGUCCUGAGCGUCCUCAAGUCGCCGAUCAGUCAGCAGCAGCAGCAACGCAGCCAGCACCGGCACUCGUAUCAGUCGCACACCCAGAGCCACUUUAACUGCCAAGCUCAUCCGAAUAAUAAGAAGUGCAAUCGUUCAGGUGACGCGUACAACAACGAGAGUCUUCCACGAAGCAAGGACCAAUGCUCUAGGCUCGCGGAAAAGCGGUGCGGCGCCUCGUACGCUGCCCUGCAGGGCAGCGAGGACGAGCUCGUUGAGCACGGCCUCGAGGAGGCGGAGGACGCCGCGCUGAAGACCCCCGGCAGCGAGACCGAAGACACCGAGGACAACGGCGCGAACGCGGAGGAGCCGCCGGCGUCGUCGCCCGUCCGCAGAUUCACCUUUCUGCGUCGCUUCCGUUCGCCGCGCUUCGGCGAGGCGCACCACAAGCGGGUGCCGACGCCUAUGAAGAGGAAGCACAGGCGGAAAAAGAGCAAGGACGACAUCAUUGACAAUGACGUGACCGGGGCCGAGGAGGAGGAGGAGGAGCCGCCGAGUCCCGACCAGGCCGGCGUGCCUGAUCCUUAUUAUCCGAUCUACUUGCCGAUCGAUCAGGCCUUCAAGGCCAAAUACGUGUUCCACCAUAAGAAGGGCAAGACUUUCCAAGAGCGGCUCUACGUGUUCCUCGAGCACCCCGGCGGCUGGCUGUGUUUCGUCUACCAUUUCGCUGUGUUCAUGGUGGUAUUGGUGUGCCUCAUAUUUAGCGUUUUGUCAACGAUAGACCAAUACAGUAACUUCGCAAACGAAACCCUGUUUUGGAUGGAAAUAUGUCUCGUGGUAUUCUUCGGGGUCGAGUACAUGGUCCGACUGUGGAGCGCCGGCUGCAGAUCGAAGUACAUGGGUUGCUGCGGACGGCUGCGAUUCAUACGGAAACCGAUUUGUAUCAUAGAUUUAAUCGUCGUGGUAGCGUCUAUGGUAGUGCUGUCGGUGGGGAGCAACGGUCAGGUAUUCGCAACUUCCGCCAUCCGGGGUAUUCGGUUUUUGCAAAUUCUGCGAAUGCUCCAUGUCGAUCGUCAAGGCGGCACGUGGCGACUUCUGGGCUCCGUGGUUUUCAUACAUCGCCAGGAGCUAAUCACAACGCUGUACAUUGGAUUCCUAGGCCUUAUUUUCAGCAGCUACUUCGUGUACCUCGCCGAAAAGGACGCGGUCGGACCGGACGGCAAAACGGACUUCUCCAGCUACGCUGACGCGCUGUGGUGGGGAGUGAUUACGGUAACAACGAUAGGUUACGGCGACACGGUACCGCAAACGUGGAUGGGAAAAAUAGUGGCUUCGUGUUUCAGCGUGUUCGCCAUAUCUUUUUUCGCACUUCCAGCUGGCAUCCUGGGUUCCGGAUUCGCGCUCAAGGUGCAGCAGAAGCAGCGGCAGAAGCACUUCAAUCGGCAGAUACCGGCUGCCGCGAUGUUGAUACAGUGCCUGUGGAGGUGUUACGCCGCCGACAAGGCCAUCAACAGCGUCGCCACGUGGAACAUCUACAUCAAGGACCCGGCGCCGGCCGGACAGCCGUCGACGCCUCUGGGAAAGUUGAUUUGUGUAAAGAAGAUGGUGGCAAAGAAGGCGAGCGUGCUGAAGAGGCGGAAGUCGCGGAACCGGAUGGACGUUCAGCAGCCGGCCCUGCCGCCCGUCACGAUAUCCGGCGGCAUAUCGGCCGGCGCCGGCACCGGCCAGAACGAAAACCAGCAACGCCUCGAGAACGAGGGGGACGUGGUUUUCUACAUGGAGGAGCCCAAAGCGGGCACGCCGAAUCGCGCGAGACGCGACAACCGGGGCAGCCUGUUCACUUCGCAGACGAGCUCAGUGACGGAGGCGACCAGCGACGAAAUCGACAUCGACAUCGAGGAGCCGCAGAGAGUGACCACGCUGACAGAGGCACACCGAAACGCUAUCCGGGCAAUCAGGAAGAUCAAGUACUUCGUGGCUCGCAGGAAAUUUCAACAGGCUCGGAAACCGUACGACGUCCGUGACGUCAUCGAGCAAUACAGCCAGGGUCAUCUGAACAUGAUGGUGCGGAUUAAGGAGUUGCAGAGGAGAUUGGAUCAGACCCUGGGUAAGCCGGGGAGCUACCUGGCGGGAAUCGACCGGGCGGGUAACGUGAAACCUAUGACGAUUGGUGCGCGUUUAUACAGAGUCGAACAGCAGCUGUCGGUGAUGGACAAGAAGCUGGACCAGUUGGUGUACGUACUGAACGCGUUGGCGCAGAAACAGCAGAUACCGCUGCGUAGUAUAGAGGACGACGUGUAACAAAGAGCCCCCGGUAAACCCGUGCGAUCCGUUUUACGAUCACCCGCGGUCUCAUGGAACCCGCCUCGCGUCACGAUAACCACGGUGGUGCCGAGUAUGCUGAGCGAGAGCACUUGAACGCGAGGCGCCGGUAUCCCUGACGGUGGUAUCCCGAAUACGUGCGGAGAGUACGAACGAAGAGUGAAUAUCGUCCAGCUCACUCUCGUCUCGAAGAUCUAUGGGAGAUCCUGGAAACCACGAGGAGAGGAAGAGAGAGAGAAAGAGAGAGAAAUCGGAGGAGUGACACGCGACAGGGGAAGUCGAGACCGCGGAGGAGUUCACGCUUCUUACACCUGCGAUCCUCAAACGAUAUAUAUAUAUAUAUACG